Messenger RNA from Aphanomyces astaci, 3960 nucleotides. RefSeq lists its product as hypothetical. The record is from RefSeq and is a predicted model, not a curated record. The coding region runs from base 32 to 3463 and encodes 1143 amino acids. NCBI's taxonomy places the organism in Eukaryota, Oomycota, Saprolegniomycetes, Saprolegniales, Verrucalvaceae. The transcript has 18 exons. Gene Ontology annotation, molecular function: calcium ion binding; protein binding.
GUAACGGUAACACACAUUUGUGAAACCAAACAUGCCGCCGCCGCCGCCGCGACUAGGACGCAAGCAAGCGUCCGUGUUCUCGCGCGAUGAGAUUGGCGUCGAGCAACUACACUCUCUCAAGGAGAAGUUUGCCGGUGGCGACUUGACCGAGGUCGAAUUUGUGCGGCUGUUCAGAGAAACCAUCGACUCGACGUUGAGUGAGACCCAACUCACAGACUUGUUCCAAAAGAUCGAUGCCAACUCGGAUGGGACCGUCAGCUGGGAUGAAUUCACCAACUACAUGUUUCUGAGCGGCAGCGACAGCGCCAACUCGAAUUUGGGCGACGAUAUGAGUUGCCGAUACAUCACGACUCAAUCAGACAAGGUGGUGGAUGUGGCGGACGCGGGGGGUGGUGGAGGGGGCGACGGGUCGGCUGUGCGUCCGGCCAACAACCACAAGGACAUCAUCACGCGCAUCGUGGCCCUGGACAAGCCCCACUUGUACGUGACUGCGAGUCGUGACGGCAGCGUGCGGACGUGGAGCUCCAACACCCUGGCGUACCAAUCCACCAUUGCCACAGGGCGCAACUGGAUCACAGACUGCUCGUAUAUGAAGCGGUCGAAUCGGUUAGCGGUGUCCAGCAUGAACCGGACGCUGGCCUUCUAUGACAUGUCCACGGGCCAGUCGCUGGGCGAGUUGUCGGAGUACUCGCGGAAGCAGUGCAUUCCGCUGUGCUUGGAAUACGUUGAAAAGCCCAGCGACGAAAAGGAGGCGCUGGUUGUCGGCGACGACACGGGCGGGAUCACUGUCAUGACGACGUCGAGUCAAUGGACCAAUUGCGACGGCCGCCCGGGGGCCCACCCGCUCGAAACCCACGGGUUUUCCACGCGCGCCAAGUACAAAAAGCACACGGAUUGGAUCACGCGCGUCAAGUGGGUGCACGACAUGCGCGCCAUUGUCGCGACGUCGCUGGACACGAAUAUUUCGAUCAUCGACGUGGAGCGGAUGGUGGCCAAGUUUGAGUACUCCAAGCACAAAAAAGGCGUGUUCGACCUCGUGUGGUCGUCCAGCUCGCGACUCAUCGCUAGUUGCGGCAUGGAGCGAGACAUUUCGAUCUGGAACCCGUAUUCGUCGCAGCGCGCUGUGGCUACAUUGAGGGGCCAUGCGGCGUCGGUGCUGCAUCUGGCUUGCGACGACGACAACUUUCAGAUCGUGUCUGUCUCGUCCGACAACGUCUUCAAGGUGUGGGACAUUCGCAACCACCGGUGUUUGCAAACGUAUACCGAUCGAUACAAGAGCACGGGUGGCGCCGACAACCGCAUCUCGUCGCUCCUGUUUGACCCAAAGGCACCCGGACUCAUCAGCGCCACGACCCAUUUGGCCAGGUGGCCUCUCAAGAUGAUCUCGUCCGAAGAAGCUGAACUCAUCACGAAGAAGGCGCCGUGUAUUUCUUGCUACAACUCAGUGUUCAACCAAGUGCUCACGGCGGAAAUGAGCGAAGAAGGCGUCGUGAAGACGUGGAGUGCCGAAACAGGCGAAGAAGUGUGCAGCUUCAACAACGCCCACGGCACCAGUCCCAUCACUGCCAUGUCGUUUGACUGCGCAGGUCGCCGCCUCAUCACUGGCAGUCACGACGGCGCACAAGUCAAGAUGUGGAACUUCAGCAACGGCGCGCUGGUGAAGCAAUUUCUCAAGCAAGAAAACGACGUGGUCGAAAGCCGAGUCUCUCCGUUUUCGGUACCGCCACCAAGGCCGCCGCGCGUGCGGGACAUUGUAGUCAUGCCCGAGUCGUUCGACGCAGAGAAGCUCGUCGCGGACGGAUCAUCGAACCCGUCCCUGCCCAGCCCCACCCGCACCACGCUCAGGACAUGCGACAGCGUGACGGCGCAUCCCCCCAGAACCUCCCAGAGGACGUCGUCUCACCAUCAACGGUACCAGCAGGGCGAAGUGACGUGCAUUUUGGAUAUUGAGCGCAACGUGCGCGUGGGCAUGGGCGAGUACAUUUGCCAGCGGUUUGUGUGCUCGGUGGGGUGGGAUCGGAAGAUUUACAUUUGGCUCGACUCGAACGACGACAACGACGAGCCGCUGCCGAUGUGGGUCAUCGCCGCCUCCGACACGGCCAAGGGUCACACGGAUGACAUCUUGAGCGUCGUGUACAUCCCGCCGGCGACGCUGGCCACAUCUGGCUUGGACGGCAAGAUUUUGCUGUGGAAUUUGAAUUCAGGCGAGUUCAUGUCCCAGCUGCACCAAAGCGGUGGCGCCAUCGAGUGCAUGAUGUACUGCAACAAGUUGGAGCUGCUCAUGGCUGCAGGGGACGAAGGCAAACUCGUCACGCUCGAUCGAGUGUCUUCCUACAAAACCGAGAUUCCGCUCGAGCACCCGCCUGGGGAAUCGGUGGUCGUCAUGGCGUGCGAUCGGUGCGGGGAUAACGUCGUCACAGGCGACUCGGCGGGGUACAUUCGUACGUGGGGGCUGAGUGUGACGUUGAAGGAUAAGGGCAUGUACUUUGAACACGGCUGCCAGUGGCGCAUAGGCGGCGGUCGCAUCCUCAGCCUCAACUUUAUCGAGAACACGAGGCAGAUCGACAUGUUUGUGUUGGUGUCGAGUGGGAAUGGCGAAGUGAGUCUGUGGACGCUAGACAGUGUGCAGGUGGGUGUGUUCGGCCGACACAAGUACUGGCACCUAGGCAAACCAGCCACGUACAGCGCGUCGACGCCGCAAGCCAACGCGCAUGCGGGAAAGCACCACAAGCACUUCAUCCCCAGUCGGUCGAUUGCAGCAGCCCUGAGCCACACGCAGCACAUGGAGUCCCAGCUCACGGAGGACACGAUGCCCAAGCCAGGCGAGGUGUGGAUCUGCAGGUCUACGCACCACCACAACCACCGCAACUCGGUGGACUUGCUGUCACAAGUGGCCGCCGCCGCCACUGUGGGCAAGAUCGUCACGACGUCCUUCCUCGGAGGCACAGGGGACGAAGCCAACUUGCUGACCCGGAAGGCAUCGAUGAGCAUGGCGCGAGACGCCACGUCCGACAUCGCUGACGUCAUCACCGUAAUCAAAGUGUCCAAGGGUGAGAUCCUUGCGUGGGACGGGUUCGCCCAGCAGAUCAAGCAAAAGACGCUCAAGCUGGACGAGUUUGUGCGCGACAACAUGUGGGCUAGAGACUCGCACUUUUCGCAGUGCAUCGGGCGGUGCUUCAUGAGCACCCACGAGAACACCCCGUACAAGUGCCUGUACGUGGCCAUCAAGUCUGUGCACAUGAGGAACACCCACGAAGGAGCGUUUGCGUUUGUGGACACGGAAGGCAGUCGCCACAGGACGCAGAUGCUAGAUUCAGCCGUCACGACCAACUCCAAGCUCAAAAAUCUGGCACGAACUCUCAUUUCGGCAUCGAACCGGUUGGGACAGUUGGCGCACAAGACGAGCAAUUAUACGGCCAUGUACGAUGGAACAUGCAGAGUUACGGAAAGCGAUGAUACAUGAUGCUCAACAUAAAGAAACGAUAGGCGAACCAUGACUGCAAAGAUGCACUUGGACAAGAACAUUGCCGAGGGGGCGGCGGAGGGUGGACAUGACGGGAUGCUGCCACCCGCGACCAACAAGACGACUGCGGCGUCCUCGGCGAGCAAAGAAGGAACGGGGCUGGUCAAACCGGACUUUGUCUGCUCAACGCUUCCCCUGCUCCGCCCAAAGGACAAGCAUGUCAUGGGUGGCAACCCUCCCAAGCGAUCCAACAUGCGGUCAAAACUCGACCCGAAUGCCGACUUUCGACGUGUGCAUGAUCCGCAAACAAUCCCCAAGACGACGAAGGAAGUUCUGGAGCAGCGGCAUCGGCAUCGGCCGUUUGAUGCCGUCGGGCUGCAGUAGUUAGUUGCUUGGUAGCUAGCUACACAGUACGUUACUGUAUCACGUCUUUUUAAAUCUUGCCCUGAGAAGACGUUUAAACGUAUACGUUUUAAUACGAAGCAGUUUGACCUGAA